AGAACUAUUUCGUUAACUAUAAACAAGCACUUCCGGCUCACAUGGCGUCAAAAUCCAACAAAAUGGCUGACACGAGUUCCACCCCCCUCCAUGCUGCCGUAGUUUGGGCCCAGAGGAAAGACAAAAUUUACCUCACAAUCAACUUGGAAGACAGCAUAGACACACAAAUUGAUAUUAAUGAAAACUCCUUUCACUUCAAAGGGAAAGGCGGACCAGAAAAAAAACAAUAUGAAGUAAAACUAGAUUUUUUUACAGAAAUUAUACCCAGUGAUUCCAAGUACCAAGUUUUACCAAGAAACGUGCCAUGUGUAAUAAAAAAGAAAGACGAUGGAGAAUUCUGGCCACGAUUAUUAAAAGAGAAAAAAAAGGUCCACUGGUUAAAGACUGACUUUGCCAAGUGGAAGGAUGAAGACGAUUCAGACUAUGAAGAAGAUGUACCAAUGGACUUAAACCAGAUGAUGCAAAAUAUGGGAGGAAUGGGAGGAAUGGGAGGAAUGGGUGGUAUGGGUGGCAUGGAGGGCAUGGACGGCAAAGAGGAGGAGAGCCUGAGUGAGGACAGUGAUGAUGAUAAUCUUCCCGACUUGGAAUAACAGAUUAUACCAUCCAUGUAUUUUAUUUACUUCAACACUCCCACAUUGCCAGCCAAGGUCGUUCAUGGACAUAGUUGCCAUGGAAACAAGGUUGUCUUGGAACCAAAUAUCAUGUGACUAGAACAAAAUUAGGAGACCUUUUUUCCCAUUGGUUCUAAGAGCCCGCUGACUUUUAGCAAGAGUGCAUCUGAACUUGAAGUCAAAAGGAGUAAUGUUUGAUGGUGAAACCAAAUGGAAAAUAGGCUUCAAUACUGGACAAAGAGGAGGUGCCAUUAUGUUUGUGGUUCAGUGGUUGUUAUGUUGCUGCCUAUUUUUAUUUGCUCUCGAUUAAAACAUGUGUAGAACAUUUUGUACGCAUCAUUUUCACAUUCUCUCAGUAACGACAUAAUUUCCAUUUUUAUUCCAUCAUGAAUAAACUGUAUUAUCAUGA
This is a messenger RNA of Pecten maximus, 1020 nucleotides long. Its product is annotated as co-chaperone protein p23-1-like. The transcript has 8 exons. Gene Ontology annotation, biological process: chaperone-mediated protein complex assembly; protein folding. The record is from RefSeq and is a predicted model, not a curated record. Bases 42 to 590 code for a protein of 182 amino acids. NCBI's taxonomy places the organism in Eukaryota, Metazoa, Mollusca, Bivalvia, Pectinida, Pectinidae. Gene Ontology annotation, molecular function: Hsp90 protein binding; protein-folding chaperone binding. Gene Ontology annotation, cellular component: nucleus; cytosol.